UGAAACUGCAGAAACCCUUCUGAACUCGGAGGUGCACAUGCUGCUGGAGCACCGCAAGCAGCAGAACGAGAGCGCGGAGGACGAGCAGGAGCUCUCAGAAGUCUUCAUGAAGACCCUGAACUACACUGCGCGUUUCAGCCGCUUCAAGAACCGCGAGACCAUCGCCAGUGUGCGCAGUUUGCUGCUCCAGAAAAAGCUCCAUAAAUUUGAGUUGGCAUGUUUGGCUAACUUGUGUCCUGAGACAGCUGAGGAAGCAAAAGCCUUGAUUCCUAGCCUGGAGGGACGGUUUGAGGAUGAGGAAUUACAGCAGAUUCUCGAUGACAUUCAGACUAAACGCAGCUUCCAGUACUAAGGUUAACCUUCAGCCCCUUCAUUUGAACUCUGGGGACUUGGGCUGUUUCUCAGCCCUCUGGCCCAGCCUGUCUCCCAGCUGAGUGAGGGAAGGUGUGGAUACAGGGUGCUGCAGUGCUGUGUGGUCACAGGUGCACACAGGCUGGAGAUCAGCAUUGGCCCUUCGCUUUGUUGCACAUGCAUGUUGGCAAGGACCUCUAUUGUGGGGGCCAAAGAACCUGAAAAGCCUUUUCCCAGUGGCUCAAGUAUUUGUUUCUUCCCAAAUCCAUCUCCCCAGUUUGUAAAUUUUCAACGUUUCUGUUUUUUUAGCAGAAAUACAGAUGUGAUUUCAUUCUUUUGAGAACUUCUAAAAGAGAUGGAGAAACUUGUUUGUGGCUCUGAGAAGGUUCAGUGAUG
Acanthisitta chloris (rifleman) is the source of this 747-nucleotide messenger RNA. RefSeq names its product polymerase (RNA) II (DNA directed) polypeptide D (gene POLR2D). Gene Ontology annotation, cellular component: P-body; RNA polymerase II, core complex. NCBI's taxonomy places the organism in Eukaryota, Metazoa, Chordata, Aves, Passeriformes, Acanthisittidae. Gene Ontology annotation, molecular function: nucleotide binding; translation initiation factor binding. Gene Ontology annotation, biological process: transcription initiation at RNA polymerase II promoter; positive regulation of translational initiation; nuclear-transcribed mRNA catabolic process, deadenylation-dependent decay. The transcript has 3 exons. Bases 38 to 352 code for a protein of 104 amino acids. The record is from RefSeq and is a predicted model, not a curated record.